Molecule: messenger RNA, 564 nt
Organism: Scutellospora calospora
Lineage: Eukaryota; Fungi; Glomeromycota; Glomeromycetes; Diversisporales; Gigasporaceae
Source: the annotation of a GenBank genome assembly
AUGAAACCUAAAGAUUCUGAUAUUAAUGAAAGCGAAAUUCGUUUCCUGUCUCGAAUUUCAUUAACUAAAAUCUUAUUUGAUAAACUUAUUGAAAAGCAUCAAACUACUGAUAUAUAUAGUGAUGAUGUAGUUCGGCCUUUUGGAUUAGUUCACAAACAUGGUCAUUUCCAUAAGCAAACUAAAGAAAAGUUAGCUAAAUUCUUAUCCACAUAUCCUUUAGUUCAACAUCCGGAAUCAUCCAUCGAUAUUAAUGAUAAUCCUGUUGAACGAUUAGAGAGAAAAAUCAAUGAUUUUGAACUAUUUUUAAGAGAUUAUGUAGUUGAGGAACAGCAAUUAGAUAAGGCUAAUAGAAGUAUUGAAAAUCGAGAUAUAAAUCUUGCUGAUAACCUGCUAUUGGAUCUAGAUACUAGCCUACCUAAUAAUCUGUUAUUUGAUCAGGAAAAUGAGCAUGAGGAACAACUAGAAGAUGAGGAUACACAAAAUUCAGUAAUUUAUGUUGAAUUAUCAUUUAACAAUUGGGAGCGUGUAAAACAAUGGAUUAAUGCAUUUGGUCUUCAACAAUGA